Molecule: messenger RNA, 1859 nt
Organism: Phoenix dactylifera (date palm)
Lineage: Eukaryota; Viridiplantae; Streptophyta; Magnoliopsida; Arecales; Arecaceae
Product: protein neprosin
Source: RefSeq, a predicted model, not a curated record
UGUCAGCUAGCCCAUUCAAGUUGCCAUUAAGAGUCUCUGGAGUUCGGUAGGUCAAAACUUUAUUCUCCGUCUUCAAGCCUUCUCCCUUCUCCCCCCUCCCUCUUUUACUAGUGCAACUGCUAGAGAGAGAGACACGAGGGUUGGGUUGAUAGAGAUGGCGGUAAUGGCGGCUUCUAUCUAUAAUAUCUAGUGCAAUAAAAGAGAGGGUUUAAACAGCAUAGCAGAGGCAACACAGGUCUUGAGGGCCUUCAACUGUUCUCUUUGGCACUGAAAGAUAUGGAGGUCAGGAGGAGGAGAGGAGAGAGAUGUUGCUCUUUGAUUUGCUCCAUGUCUUUACCUUCCAUUACCCCACUUUUCCUUCUUUUUCUCGCGUUCCUCGGCGCCGACGGAACGGUCGAUGUCUCGGCUUUGAAUUACACAAGCACUGGACGCAUCGCGAGUCUUAGAUUGGCAAGGAUUCAAAGGUACCUGGAGAAGGUCAACAAGCCUGCCGUGAGGUCCGUCGAGAGUCCGGAUGGAGAUAUCAUCGACUGCGUCCACCGGCACAAGCAACCGGCUCUCGAUCAUCCUCUUCUAAAGAACCACAAGAUCCAGAGAGAGGCACCUCAGAUGCCAGCAUUCAGAGGUGGCCGGGAACCGCGAAAUUACAAUGCAAGCGAUGCAGCGAGAAGGGCUUGGCAGACAUGGCACCAUGUUGGGCAUUGCCCGAAGGGCACGGUCCCAAUACGGAGGAGCUCCGUCGACGACGUAUUGAGAGCCAAAUCUUUGUACCACUAUGGGAAGAAGCAGCAGGGAGUGCCGCUGGCUAGAAAGGUCGAUGCACCAGAUGUGGUCAGCGGCAAUGGCCAUGAGCAUGCAAUUGCUUACACUGGGAACACACAAGAGAUCUAUGGAGCUAAGGCUACGAUCAAUGUCUGGGAUCCAUCCGUCCAAAUGUCCAACGAAUUCAGCCUCUCCCAGAUCUGGAUCCUCUCGGGAUCAUUCGAUGGCUCUGAUCUCAACAGCAUCGAAGCUGGCUGGCAGGUCAGCCCUGAGCUUUAUGGAGACGGUAGGCCCAGGCUGUUCACCUACUGGACGAGCGAUGCAUAUCAGGCGACAGGGUGCUACAACCUUCUGUGCUCAGGGUUUGUGCAGACCAACAGCAAGAUAGCCAUUGGAGCAGCUAUAUCACCGGUCUCAUCAUAUGAAGGCAGCCAAUAUGAUAUUACUAUUCUCAUAUGGAAGGAUCCAAAGCUUGGGAAUUGGUGGAUGAGCUUCGGAGACAGCAUGCUCGUCGGCUACUGGCCGGCCGAGCUCUUCACGCACCUCUCAGACCAUGCGACAAUGGUGGAAUGGGGAGGGGAGGUGGUGAACAUGCGACCAAAUGGGGAGCACACCUCGACCCAAAUGGGGUCGGGCCACUUCGCGGAGGAGGGGUUUGGGAAGGCGAGCUAUUUCCGCAACCUCGAGGUCGUCGACUCGGACAACAGCCUUAGCUCCGCCCUGUCCAUCUCCACGCUCGCCGAGAACACCAACUGCUACGACAUCAAGAGCUUCUCCAACACCGACUGGGGAAAUUACUUCUACUAUGGUGGGCCGGGAAGCAACCCCCAAUGCCAUUGAGUCGUUCCUCCCCUUUCCACUUCCCAUUCUUUCCAUGCAUGCCUCGGGUUUCUCUUUGCCUCACCACACGCCUAAUAUAGCGUAUUAAUAUCAAAAUUCAAGGUUCUUAUCCGUUUCGAUCCAUGGAAAGGUCUCUACGGGUCAUUUUGUGCCUAUCCUUGCUUUCAUUGCUACUGAUGUUUUCAUACAUGAUAUUCAUAUAUAUACAUAUUUCUGCAACAAUAUUCUUUAAUAUUUAUUCUAGUAUUUUUGUAUUA